CGUUGAUGGUGCCAUGUAUUCAACUGUGAGGUCAUCAUUGCUGCACAUUUCAGCUGAAGGCUCUGUAUAAGCAGUGUUGUCAAUGAUCGAUUUUUGGACAGCGAUGUCUGAUGGUGUAUGUGCAGAUGGUUUCUUACUACUGGAUUUACCAGAAUUAGUUCCUAUUGAACUUGUGUCGUCUGCCCAAAUCUGCAGUCCUUUUCCUAAUCCGCUUUUUCCGGUAGUUUUAGGAAGCUUGAGUGCCUUUGAUUUUUUUAAUGCAGAUCGUUCAAUAGUGCCUGGAGUCUGGUUAGUGACAUCUCGCAGUGCACGAAUAGACACAGACCCAGUCAUAAUAGAGCUUCCUUUCGUAUUGGUGGUAUUGGAUAGAGAAGGCUUUGUAGUCGAUCCAAAAUGUCUUUUUCCUGGUACAGGCUGGACAACUCCUUUAACAGUCUCUGAGCGUUGGACUGUAUUCGACUUUUCUACCAGUGCAGUGUGUCGCAUUUUCUGUCCAGUUUCUAAUCAUCACGUUGAAUGGUUGAUAUGUUUAGCUGUAUGAGAGCAUAGUAGAUACCAACAAAUAACCCACAAACAGUUGUUGUUUUGGAUGACCAUUUGUAUGCAAAUGAUAAUCGUACUUGGAUGUUUCAUGGACACGAGCAGACCGGCAGCAGUUGGAGUAGAUAUAGAAACAAUGCGUUUCAUAGAAACAGUGCCAUUGUCAGCAGUCUUUCUUGAAGUAUUAGGUGCGAAUGAAGUACUGCUGUUCUGUUUUAUAUGAAACGCAUUGUUUUCCUUGUCGGCAUACGCAGGUCUACCAGAAUAGAGCAUGCUGGAGUUUGGAC
Messenger RNA from Batrachochytrium dendrobatidis JAM81, 827 nucleotides. RefSeq lists its product as uncharacterized. Bases 83 to 541 code for a protein of 152 amino acids. The transcript has a single exon. The record is from RefSeq and is a predicted model, not a curated record. NCBI's taxonomy places the organism in Eukaryota, Fungi, Chytridiomycota, Chytridiomycetes, Rhizophydiales.